AUGAGCCUCAUUUCUAGGAUCAGACGUCCUCGUCAGAAGCCAUUAGAUAUCGAAAUGCAGAACACCUCCGAGUUGCAAUCUGAUUCUGCCCUGAGACCACAAAAGAAAAAGGUUGAUAUUAAUGAUCCAUCUUCACCUAGAAGGUUGACCGAUGAACCCAUUAAAGAGUUCUAUACAUGUUUCAAGAGUAGGAUUAAUGUAACAAUGUCUAAGCAUCUGACUGAGCUAAGUCGUAUUCCAGGCAUAGACACCAAUGCCAUAGAAGUGGCUGCAAAUAGUUUUUCCACCGAAAUUUGUACUAGAAUCGAUAAAUACCAGACCUGGGAGGCUCUUAUGAUCAAAUCAACGAUCGAAAUGAGAACUGGCUUAGGUGUACCAUUUAGGCCAGAACCAAAGGAUUGGACAACACAGCUCAAUACCUUCGAAGACGACCUCAAUCGCAUCUUGCGGAGGAGAAAUCGGUUCGGCCUGCUUACAAUGCUGUCUGAAAGAAUUUACGAUCUGCUCAUUGCAGAAUUACAAAAGUGUACCAGUAAACAUAUCUCGCAACUCCGUUCGCUCUAUCAACAUGAGUAUCAAGGUGCAUGGUGGACCUGUUACAUUAUGAAAGAGUAUGGAAUUUCUAAAGUCGUUAGAGUACCAUUGAUCGUUCAAGAUUAUUCUCCGUUGGCAACCAUAUGCAGCUUGUUUACCUUCUUCUGGAAGAUAACUCCUAAGCAGUUCGAGGAAUAUUUUUGGUUCAGAGUUUUAGGAUGUAUUGCUUUGAGCAUCGUUGCAUUUCUCGCUUUAGUGCCUUUGGCGAAUGGAAGGUUGAUGUUUCGCCUUUGGUCAUUUCAUUCCGAGGUGAGACCAUUGUACGAUUGUGCGAUCCAAUAUCUUCCGGAUUCCGAUACAAAUUGGCCAUAUCCACCAUUCGGUUUUAGAAUCACAUUGUGCUUUUGGAGGACGGGUGGAUUUCUUCCGCAGGUUUAG
Molecule: messenger RNA, 972 nt
Organism: Australozyma saopauloensis
Lineage: Eukaryota; Fungi; Ascomycota; Pichiomycetes; Serinales; Metschnikowiaceae
Exons: 1
Coding region: 1-972 (323 amino acids)
Source: RefSeq, a predicted model, not a curated record